AUGAAUAUUUUAAUCUAUGGUCGUAAAUAUAUAAUACCAUGUCAAAGUCGAUUUUCUCGUCAAUCAAUGGACGAAAUUGCUAAAAGUGAAUAUGAGGCAACAUCGGAUACGACUAAAAAAAGUCUUGGUAGUAAUCAAAUGUCAAUUACUGAUGAACGAGCAAACAAAGCUUUUCCAGAAUUAGAACAAACUAUUAAGGAUAUACAUUCUAAGCCAUUACCAUCAAAAUUAUAUCGACGUGCUCGACGUGAACAGAGAACAGUCAAACGCCUUCAAAAAUUGCUACAUACUCGAUCUGAUAUUAUUGUACGUCGAGUAGAUAAAGGCGAAGGAUUUUAUAUUGGUAAUGCGGCUACAAUGGACGAUAAAACAGAAGAAUAUAUGAAUAAAACAGAAGCUUAUCAAGAAUUACCUACAGAUCAUUAUCAUCUAGUUGAUAUUUUACGUUCAACAGAAGCUGUACUCGAUUAUUUAGUCAAGAAAAAAGCAAUUACAAAAAGUCAACGUGAUAAACUUCUACCAAAUGUCGACAAAAUGGAAUUAGCUUAUUUAUAUGCAUUACCUAAAGUACACAAGCCUGGCAUACCAAUACGGCCUAUCGUUUCUGGACUACAUGGUCCCGCCAGUUUAGUUUCAAAAUUUUUAAAUAACCUUUUAGCACCGAUAUAUUUACAGGUUGCUCGUGAAACUACAUUUACUAAUAGUAUUGACGUCGUUCGAAAAUUACAACAAUAUGUGGCCAAUGGUUAUUUGAAACCCACAACAAAAUUUAUUACAGCAGAUGUUGAAAAUCUUUAUACCAUGAUACCACGUGAAGGUGGCCUCAAUGCAUUAAUAAGAUUUCUUGAUAAAUAUGCCAAAUAUCGUAAGAUAGGUCCAUUUACAAUAGAUAUGAUUUUGAAAAUGGCUCGACUAAUUUUGGAUACAAAUUAUUUUGUAUAUAAAAAUAAGUAUUAUAAACAAACACGUGGUGGAGCAAUGGGCUCAGCAUUUACACAAGUCUUUGCCAAUAUCUAUAUGUUAGAAUGGGAACAAGAUUUAAUAAAACACCAAGCAUCGAAAAAUGAAAUCUACGGACGAUACAUCGAUGAUAUCUUUAUGACAACGAAUAUCUCAUUUGACGAAAUUACAAAAGAACUCGAAAAAGCCCAACAGAAAGAUUUAAACAUUAAAAUAAAUCCUAACAUGCAAGAAUCUGUUCAAUUUCUCGAAAUUACUAUCAAGAAUGACAAUGGGAAAUUAAAAACUUCGAUCUAUCAUAAACCAAGUGCCGAUCCAUAUUACUUACCAUAUACAUCCGAUCAUCCACAUAGCAUUCAUCGCAAUAUUCCAUACAAUGCAUUAUUGCGUACAGCACGUCUCUGUUCAAAUCUCCAUGAUUUUCAUCUAGAGCGGCUACGUAUUCUUGUAUCAUUGCUAUUGAAUAAUUAUCCACCAGCAUUUAUUAGGAAUCAAUUUCUUCGAUUCUUUCAAGUGAAUAAAGCUGAUACACUCAUAAAACGAUUCGAUGACCAACUUUAUCAGCAACUGCAUCAAAAACUACUUCAUCAACCAACAAAGCGUGAAAUCGGAAAAAACGCAAUAAAAAAAGAUCCAAUAUUAUUUCCACCAGUUCUACAAACAAAAGCGUGGAACUCAAAGGUAAUGUAUCUGCGAUAUCCCUUUGAAAUGGGACCAAAUACGACAUUUCCUCGUCAAUUUUUCGAAUGGUGGAAGAAACAUUAUCAAUAUCAAGGAUCACCCGCAAACCGCAUACAAAUCAGAGUAGUUCCUAAAACCAACGAUUCAUUACAAAAUUUCUUAAUCCAUGCAAAGCCUACAAAAGCGAUUCUUAAAGGAAUACAGCAGAGCAAACAAUAG
Rotaria socialis is the source of this 1860-nucleotide messenger RNA. The record is from the annotation of a GenBank genome assembly. Lineage: Eukaryota; Metazoa; Rotifera; Eurotatoria; Philodinida; Philodinidae.